Dunckerocampus dactyliophorus (ringed pipefish) is the source of this 1241-nucleotide messenger RNA. Its product is annotated as alpha-crystallin B chain-like. The record is from RefSeq and is a predicted model, not a curated record. Lineage: Eukaryota; Metazoa; Chordata; Actinopteri; Syngnathiformes; Syngnathidae. Gene Ontology annotation, molecular function: protein folding chaperone. The coding region runs from base 94 to 588 and encodes 164 amino acids. Gene Ontology annotation, biological process: protein refolding; response to heat. The transcript has 3 exons.
GGAAGGCCCAGUGAGCACCCAUCUGAGACCAAAUCUGACAAAGACUCAGCCUCAGACAUCUCAUCGUUGUUUCAUCUCUUCCGGAUACUCAUCAUGGAUAUCCCCAUCCAGUACCCCUGGUACCGCCGGGCCUUCCCAUACAGACGUCCCGACCUGUCCUUUGUUGAGUCUCUCACAGAUUGGCCUCUCAUUUGGCCUUUUCCGUGGUCCUUUGCUUGGAUGCGUCCCACCUUCAUGCGCUGGUUAAACUGGCCUGAGAAUGGACACAGUGAGAUGCACGUGGAAAAGGAUCGCUAUGUGAUUUAUCUGGAUGUGAAGCAUUUCUCUCCGGAUGAGCUGAGUGUCAACGUCAGCGAUGAGUUCAUCACAAUACACGCCAAACAUGAAGAUAGACAGGACGACCAUGGAUUUGUGUCCAGAGAGUUCCUGAGGAAGUACAGGCUCCCUUCCGGAGUGUCAUGCGCUGACAUCACCUCCAGCUUGUCGUUCGACGGCGUGCUGACAAUCACCGCGCCCAGGUCUUCACCUGGCCCCGAGCGUAACAUUCCAAUAUCGUGUGAGGAUGGAUCAGCCAAACAGAAAAUGUAGAGCCGAGUUGGAAGUCUGACACAGCUUCACGAUACUAAUCCUCACAAUACUAAAAUUCUGUUUGUAUUUAACCUGUUUUGUAAGCAGGUGAGUGCAUGUAUAGGUGGGGCAGCCAUGUCGACUGUAGAUUUCUGCAAAGAGCCUUCUAAUAAACUAGUAUCUAACUUACUGUUGUCACAUAACUGCAAAACAUAGAUUAAUAGGUUAGGCAUCAGAAGUAAGUAUCAAAAAAAUGCACAGCCGAUAUUGAAAACAAAAUAUUCACACCACCUUGAAUGUAAAAGUGAGAAUUUUUUAAAUUGGACUGAAGUUAAAAAGUUUCAACUCCAAAGGUGAUGGCAGACAAAAGAAUGAUUAUUUCAGAGCCUGGAUCAGUGGGAGUCCAUGUUUUUGUAUGUGUUUGUGUAUUUUGAGUUCUCUGUAGGUGUCGUUUGUGCGUUAACUUGGGACCAGGUGUGUGCUCCACUGAGAAGGGGUGAACAGGUGCUGGAUGAAGAAGGAACGACUGUAACACUUAUAUAACCUGUAUUUAUGUAUGUGUGUGUUGCGAGAGUGAGGGUGUGCUCAAUGAUGACCCCCUUAGCAAAUGGUAAAGAUCCCCUGGUGUAUAUUAACAGAAAAUACAUAGAAUAAAUGUUGGAAUAUAAAAUGAA